UAUUUCACAGACAAGAAACAGCUUCAAGGGAAAAAAAAUCCGCGCAAAUUAAAGUAUAAAGCAAAUUGUUGUGACUUUUAUUUUCUGGCUUUAUUGCAUUACUUUAGAUAAACUUCAAAGUGAGUAAUAGAAAUUAACCGUCUGUAGAAGAGAAAGCGGCAUCGCAAUGGAUGAGCAAGAGGCGUACACUCAGAGACUGAAGGCUGCUGUCCACUACACGGUGAGUAAAAUCUGCCAGAGUACAGCGGCGGAGUGUGAGAAGGAGAUGAGCAGGCAGGCUGUAGCUGCAAUCGCUGAAACCACUUUCAGACAAUGCGAGAUAUUUGCUAAAGAUCUGGAGGCCUUUGCGAGACAUGCCAAAAGACACACGAUCAAUGUGGAUGAUGUGAAACUUCUAGCAAGAAGGAGUACAGCACUGUCCAGCCACAUCCAGCAAAAGAGUGAAGAACUGGCAGUAAACAACCAGGAGCUGAAGGAGAAGAGGAAGAAGAAUGCUGCCAAGAGAAAGAGUAAGGAGAUGGAGGGGAAUGAGGCAGAUGAAGCAGGAGACACAGAGAACUAAUUCAUAUGACCAAGGUCACUGGUGGACACUAGCAAUAGGGGCAAGAAGUGUACAGAUAUUAAAGGGGGACAAAACCCAAAGACAUGUACAGCCUGAAUGAAGUUCUUCAGGAAAAUGUUCACCAGCAGUGCAUCAAUGAAUCACUCACAGCCAUGAAUCAAGAGUGUGUUUUAUUGUAAUAUAGAAGAUGCAAAACAUUUUUCACUGCCUGUGAAUAUUAAAGUGUGACUGUAUAAAA
Molecule: messenger RNA, 800 nt
Organism: Silurus meridionalis
Lineage: Eukaryota; Metazoa; Chordata; Actinopteri; Siluriformes; Siluridae
Gene: cenps
Product: centromere protein S
Exons: 5
Coding region: 167-562 (131 amino acids)
Biological process (GO): resolution of meiotic recombination intermediates; replication fork processing
Cellular component (GO): Fanconi anaemia nuclear complex; FANCM-MHF complex
Molecular function (GO): protein heterodimerization activity; chromatin binding
Source: RefSeq, a predicted model, not a curated record